AUGCUGGAAGAGAGCCAAAAGCGUUUCUUCGAGAAAAUGGCCAUCAACUGUAACAAUUAUGCUGACCUGAUCCCGAUGUCGUUUGUGCUCGGUUUCUAUGUGAGUCUGGUUGUGUCUCGCUGGUGGAACCAGUACCAGAGCAUGCCAUGGUUGGACCGCCUAAUGUGCACUGUUUCCUGUCACGUCCAAGGCACAGAUGAGUAUGGCAGGAUGCUGCGGAGAACGUUGAUGCGCUAUGCCAACUUGGCCUCCAUCCUUACCUUCCGCUCAGUCAGCACCGCUGUCUACAAACGCUUUCCCACCAUGAGGCACAUGAUGGAAGCAGGUUUUAUGACCCCAGAUGAACACAAGAAGUUUGAGAGUCUGAAUUCUGCUCACAAUAAAUUCUGGGUUCCCUGUGUGUGGUUUGUCAACCUUGCAGUGAAAGCAAGACAGGAAGACCGAAUCAGUGACUAUGUGUCUCUAGCACACAUCUUCAGAGAGGUGAAUAACUUGCGCAGCCAGUGUGAGAAGCUGUACAGUUAUGACUGGAUCAGUGUCCCACUCGUUUACACACAGGUCGUCACUAUUGCAGUUUACAGCUUCUUUCUGGCCUGCCUAGUUGGUCGGCAGUUUCUCGAUCCAAGUCAGGGGUAUCCAGGCCAUGAGCUUGACCUCUACAUCCCUGUCUUCACCUUGUUGCAGUUUUUCUUUUAUGCUGGUUGGCUUAAGGUUGCUGAGCAACUGAUUAACCCUUUCGGUGAGGAUGAUGAUGACUUUGAGGCAAAUUGGCUCAUUGACAGAAAUUUCCAGGUUUCUCUCCUGGCCGUGGAUGAAAUGCAUCAGAACUUACCAGCUCUUGAGAAAGAUAAAUAUUGGAAUGACAAUGAUCCAAAGCCUCCAUACACAGCAGCAACCACUGAACACCGGAAAACCUCCUUCCUGGGCUCCACUUUCGAUAUCAG
Rhincodon typus (whale shark) is the source of this 944-nucleotide messenger RNA. RefSeq names its product bestrophin-1-like. Lineage: Eukaryota; Metazoa; Chordata; Chondrichthyes; Orectolobiformes; Rhincodontidae. Gene Ontology annotation, molecular function: chloride channel activity. The record is from RefSeq and is a predicted model, not a curated record. The annotation marks the transcript as partial. The transcript is spliced from 7 exons.